Astyanax mexicanus (Mexican tetra) is the source of this 2326-nucleotide messenger RNA. RefSeq names its product mannosidase, endo-alpha (gene manea). The coding region runs from base 267 to 1559 and encodes 430 amino acids. Gene Ontology annotation, cellular component: Golgi apparatus. The transcript is spliced from 5 exons. Lineage: Eukaryota; Metazoa; Chordata; Actinopteri; Characiformes; Acestrorhamphidae. Gene Ontology annotation, molecular function: alpha-mannosidase activity. The record is from RefSeq and is a predicted model, not a curated record.
ACAUCUGCGAAAGGGCAGCCGCGACACUGCAGGACUUCCGUAUACACAGUUGUGGACAGCAGUGUGAUUUUGUCUAAUGUUUUUUAACGAAACUAUAACAUUUAUAACAUUACUGACGAUGAUUAUCACCUUUUUGACCCCUCUUACAUAAGUGCAAAGGAACAAAAUGAUCCAGACACAUUUUCAGAACUUCAGAACCUCUACUAUCAUCAUCAAAACUCUACUUAUAAAGCCUUUCACUCUGGAAUGGACCAUCUUCCAGAAGAAUGGCGAGGUUUAAGCGUAAAUCCUGCGUCACACUAACUGCUCUGGCCCUGCUCAUAUUCGUGAUCACUGUGAUUCUGAAAACCCUGACCCCGGACGACACCAGCGCUGUGGAUGCUUUCGGACUCGGGCUCUUUGCUGUUAAGAGCCAGAGAGAAGAAGAUCACCUGCUGAGGAACCGGGUAAACGUUGAGAUACGGACCAGAGCUCCACACGUCAUGACCAGGAAGGUUCCGGAAGAGAAGGAACUGAGUUUCCAGAGCGAAGAUCAUGCUUUCCCACCGCCCAACUAUAACAUGCACGUUUUCUACUACAUAUGGUACGGAAACCCUCAGUUUGAUGGGAAGUUCAUUCACUGGGAUCACCCUCUCCUCCCACACUGGGACGCUAAAGUGGCCGCUGGAUACCCAAAAGGACGCCACGAGCCUCCAGAUGAUAUCGGUGCCAACUUCUACCCAGCUCUGGGAGCGUACAGCUCCAGAGACCCGUCUGUUAUAGAGGCUCAUAUGCAGCAGCUGAGAACAGCAGCCAUCGGUGUUCUGGCAGUAUCCUGGUACCCGGCUGGGAUGAAGGAUGAUAAUGGUGAACCGGUCGAUGACAUCAUCCCUCUGAUACUGGAAGUUGCUGAUAAGUAUAAAGUGAAGGUCGUCUUUCAUAUCGAACCGUACAAAGGCAGAGAUGAAAACAGCAUGCUGGAAAACAUCAAAUACAUUGUGGAUAAGUACGGAGAACAUCCAGCCUUCUUCAGAUACAGAUCUCCCUCAGGGAAGCUCCUUCCUCUCUUUUACAUUUACGACUCCUACUUGCAGAAUCCGGAUAUCUGGGCCCAGAUGCUGAAGACCACCGGCAAGAAGAGCAUCAGGAACACGCCGUACGACGGCGUCUUCAUCGGCCUGCUCGUGGAGGAGAAGCACAAGAAGGAAAUGCUGGCCGCCGGCUUUGACGGCAUCUACACCUACUUCGCCACUAACGGCUUCUCCUACGGCUCCUCCUACCAUAACUGGAAGUCCAUUAAGGACUUCUGUGAUAGAAACAACUUGAUCUUCAUACCUAGCGUAGGUCCGGGCUACAUCGACACCAGCAUCCGCCCCUGGAACUCUCAGAACACGAGGAACCGCCUCAACGGGAAGUACUACGAGACGUCUCUGAGCGCGGCGGUGGCGACCAUGCCUCAGGUGAUCUCCAUUACGUCGUUUAACGAGUGGCACGAGGGCACUCAGAUUGAGACGGCCAUUCCUAAAACAGGAGGCCAGACUGCGUACCUGGACUACCUGCCCCAUAAACCUGCUGUUUAAUUAGAGAUCACACGUAGAUGGGCCAUAAAGUUCAGCGAAGAGCAAGAGAAGUGGCUGGAGAGACAAGAUCAACUGUGAGAGAAUGAUGAGUGAAGACACCUGUGACUAAUAACAGACUGAUCUUAAACUUAAUCCUAAUCUUAAUAAAUAAAUUAAUGAAAAUUCUGCAACAAUUCUACUGGCUUUUAUAUGAUUAAUGUAUAUGAGGUUUAAAAUUGAGAUGUUGAAUUGCUGAUUUUAGUACAGUGAUUACAGUACAGUCAAUUACAGUCUGAAUUUAAGCCAUAUACAGGGGUUGGACAAUGAAACUGAAACACCUGUCAUCAUUUUAGUGUGGGAUUUUAGGUUUCAUGGUUAAAUUGGAGCAGCCUGGUGUUCAAUCUUCAUUAAUUGCACAUUAUUGCACCAGUAAGAGCAGUAAGAGUGUGAAGGUUCAAUUAGCAGGGUAAGAGCACAGUUCUGCUCUAAAUAUUGCAAUGCGCACAACAUUAUCCAAAAAACAUAAAACCACGGCUGAUCAAAUCACGACAGAAUUCAAUGUGCACCUCUCCUGGUUCCAGUUUCAUUGUCCAACCCCUGUAUACUGUUCAGUAGUAUGAAAAUUUAUAUAGUUUCUCCUAAUACACUAUACAAAUUAAACCACGUUACUUGAUCUUUGAUACACUGUAUAUCCAGUUGCACUUAAGCCUGUUACAAUAAUAAUUACAUUAUUGACUAACAAUAAAUACAAUAAAUGGACAUGGCCUUAAUAAUGUUGAACAAGCUGA